Messenger RNA from Sus scrofa (pig), 4202 nucleotides. It is a transcript of the gene TMEM233, whose product is annotated as transmembrane protein 233. Gene Ontology annotation, cellular component: membrane. Lineage: Eukaryota; Metazoa; Chordata; Mammalia; Artiodactyla; Suidae. The record is from RefSeq and is a predicted model, not a curated record.
AGUUUGCAUUGUAAGGGGUCUUUGCUUUCCCUUCCCUGAGCCUCCUUUUUGGACUCUUCAGUUUGAGUCUGUCUGGCUUGAUGGUAUCUGGGUGUGUGGUCAAGGAGCGCCUUUCCUCUGUUUCUCAGGCUGGCCGACUCUCUUUCUCCUCCACUGCUUCCCCCACUCACUCCCUCCCUCCUGUGCUGACUCUUGGCCUGGGUCCCUGAGCCCUGGUGCAAAUGGAGGGCGCAGGAGGGGUGAGGUUACAUCUCCCUGGAGCCCAGCGCUGCUAGCUUUUCAGAGGCUCGCCAGGAGCCGGCGGCCGGAGUUGGGACCGUGCAGACUGCGCUCCUCUGCCCUCCCUGCGCCGCCGGCCUCGCCCAUGUCUCAGUACGCUCCCGGCUCAGACUUCAAGAGGGCUUUGGACAGCAGUCCCGAGGCCAACACUGAGGAUGACAAGACCGAGGAGGAUGUGCCCAUGCCCAGGAACUACCUGUGGCUCACCAUUGUCUCGUGUUUUUGUCCCGCGUACCCCAUCAACAUCGUGGCUUUAGUUUUCUCCAUCAUGUCUCUGAACAGCUACAACGAAGGAGACAUAGAAGGAGCCAAGCGGCUUGGGAGGAAUGCCAAGUGGGUGGCCGUUGCCUCCAUCAUCAUUGGCCUUCUCAUCAUUGCUAUUUCUUGUGCCGUUCACUUCACACGGAAAGCGUGAGCAGCCAGUGGUCAGCCACAAGCAUGGAGGAUGGACCUUAUCCACACACACCCCAAAGAAGUUUCUGAGGAAUGGAUCCUUGACUUCAGACUGAGAUCUUUUCCUCCAGGACUCUCCAGAGGCAGGCCCCUGGCAAAGGAACUAAACGAGAAAAAAAAGAAAAAAAAAAAGUCCAAAAUUUAGGAAAACCAAGCAGCACAGCCAGAUCAGCCAGAAUCGUCAGCUAAGUCUGUUUCAGUUUAUCAAAAGCCAUUGUGUCCAUGUAUCCAGGCCUCUCCUCCAGAGAUGAGCCUCAGGAAAUCUCAUCACUUUUCAGUGGAGGGGGAGAGGUUCCAGAUCUGGGAGGAGAGGGAAUUUCUAGAAAGAGCAGUGGAUGCUGGUGUUGGCAGUGUUGAGCACAUGUUGAGCACGUUUAAAGUUGUCUAAUAGAACUGAAUUUGUGUGUUGUUUCCUUGUAUGUUUAUGUGCUGCAGCUUCACGUCAGUCUUCUGUAGCUCCUCCUCUGUCAGCCCCCAAGAGUUCAACAUACUGGCAUCAAAGCGAAGAUUUCUGGUCUUAUGUCUUGGUCUCACUUAUCCUAACUCCACCCCCAGUGCCACCACCCCCGCCCCCAAUAACCCCUUGCUUGCAUCCACCAUGUGUCAACUUGACCACACCCUCAUUUUUCACUCAGACAGACUCUGAGAAUGUACUUAGUGGUCAAGUCUAAGUACGUGAGCACCUUUCCCAUCCCACUUUUGGGAAUAUACUGGCUGUGUUUAUGGAAUGUGCUUUUUUUUCUUUCUCUCUUUAGCAAGUUUCAGGCAAGAUCUUUGAUUUUUCCGGGUGCCACUAGGAAAUACCACUCAUUUUAUGGAUUUUCUGUCAAACGUAAACCCUUUAGGUGUGACUGUAUUAUUUUCAUGACACCGCCAUUAUUCUGCCUGUCAGAACACGCUCAUCCUGUGUGGUACCACUGGUGGUACGCAAAGAUAAUCUUUAAGUCAUUUAUAGCCACCCCUUGAAUUGUAAGGAACACUUCCCUUUUUCUGUUUUGUUUCAAUCCUGAUUACAGCUCAGAGAAAGUCUCUGUUUAGUGCUCAUAGGUCCUCACCACCUUGCUCAUCCUUUGGUUCUUUUCCCUCCUUAAUAAAGAGCAGGCCUCAGGUUCAAAGUCUUCUGUUUAGAUAGAAUUUAAUAACCUAAUGGGUUUUGUUUUCAUUCUGUUUUAUUAAUUACCUUCCAUGAAUGGCUCUCCAGUUAGGGAUGAGCUGUAUACAUUUUCCGUUCAAAUACAUCUACUUAAGAAAAGAAAGUAGGAGUUCCCAUUGUGUCUCAGUGGUUAACGAACCUGAAUAGUAUCCAUGAGGAUGCGAGUUUGAUCCCUGGCCUUGCUCAGUGGGUUAAGGAUCUGGCAUUGCCAUGAGCUAUGGUGUAGGUCGCAGACGAUGCUUGGAUCCUUAACCCACUGAGCAAGGCCAGGGAUGGACCCUUAGCCUGGGAACCUCCAUGUGCCGUGAGUGCGGCCCUAAAAAAAAAAAAAAAAAAAGUGAAAGAAAAAAAAAAAGUGGAUGCAAAGAAAAUAUUAAGUGGUUAAUACCACAGGUGAUAGGUAUAUGUGAGAAAUAACUUCAAAGAUUAAUAUUACAAAUAGUGAUAAUGAAGUUUCCUCAGCAAGAGAAAAGGCAGCUUAUGCUAAGCGAAUGGACAAGAAGCUAAGGCGAAACACCUGAGUUCCAAAGCCUUUUUUUGCCACGAACUAACUAUACAAGCUGACUUUAGGCAAGUUUCUUAGCUUUUUGUGCCUCAAAUUUCUUCAUCUGGAAAAGGGAGAUAAGAAUGCCUGCCUACUUACCUCAGAGUGUCAUUAGGAAAAUUAAUCGCCGUAAUAGAUAUGAUUGCCCCUGGAGGGAAAUUCUAAGUGCUAUACAAAUGUAAAGCCUUGUUCUUAAAUUAUUGUGAAUCUCAGGCAUUUGUUAAAACUCCUGGACCCUAGCAAAAAUUUUUUUAAAAAAUGGGCACUGAUGGACACUGGAUGCCACCUGUCACUUCAUCUAGAUGUCCAUCACGAGCCAGAACUUGUCCCAGGAGGACACUGAAUCAGGGACACCAAUUCUUAGCACACAGAGAUCUUAGUAUCAUUCCAAUGUAUCAGAUCUUGAUUUCUGUUUCUCACACCUUGUUUUUUUGUUAGUUUGUGUUUGAGUCCCUGAUCUUUUACCCAAAUCAAAUGAAGUGUUGCUGAGAGGCAGAAUAAAAAUGGUUUUGAGUAAGCCUGUUUACCACAGUGUGCACAUUGUGUUUUCUUGGGGUUACCAACCCUCUAGAGGCUCCCAUAACUGAAACAGGCUCAUUCAUCCAGACUGAGCCUCUUGCAUAGACCAUAGAGAGGCUGAAGGUGGGGCUUCAAGGUGUCAACUCAGAACUAAAAUAUGGCCUGAAAUGCCCUUCCAGGAAGCAUUGAAAAUCUUGGUCCUGGAAUUCCCGUUGUGGCUCAGCAGGUUAAGAACGUGCUAUAGUGUCUGUGAGGAUGAGGGUUAAACCACUGGCCUUGCUCAGUGAGUUAAGGAUCCAGCAUUGCCACAAGCUGCAGCUUAGGAUGCAGAUGCAGAUCAAAUCCAGCAUUGCUGUGGCUGUGGCAUAGGCCAACAGCUGCAGCCCUGAUUUGACCCUUAGCCCAGGAACUUCCAUGUGCCACAGGCGAAGCCAUAAAAAUAGUAGUUAAAAAAAUGUUGGUCCUACUAAAGUCACUAAGUGAGAUCUCUGGGAUUGAGAUAGGGGUCUGAUUUGGGGUGGGGGUGGGGGGCAGUGUCUGGCAGAGAACUUUAAUAUUGACAAAGUGAGAUGAUGAUCUUCUCCAGGGCCUCCUACAAAGCUGAGAUCACCCCUGCUCCACUCCAAAAAAGCACAUUUAGAAAACGGAUUGAUCAAGUGCAUCAGCCAGAGGACUCUUUGAGAAGCCAGUGACUAAAAAAUGGCCACAGCAAAAAGGGUUUACUUGUUCAUAUAAUUGAAAACUGUAGGGAUAGCUUCAGGUACGGCUGGAUCUUGGUGCUCAGCAUUACUAAAAAUUUCUUCUUUAUCAAUUUCUCAGCAUCAACUCAGUAUAUUUUGGUUUCACAACAGCACAGUGGCUGCCAGCAGCUUGGGAUUUCUUCCUACAAGCUAAGCAAUGCAUGGGGAAAUAAAGUAACUCUUCCCUAAGGGUUACAAGGGGGAAAAAAUUUCAAUUUGAAAUAAUGCACAAUUGAUUUGGAGCAGGAAUCAAACCGUCAGAAUGAAUACCAUCCAUUAACAGACAGGCGUGGCCACCCUUUCCAACACAAAUUUAUACUGUGUCUGGGAGUGUGUAGUAUCCUCUUUGGCCAGAACUGGGUCACAAUUCAGCCAGUGAAACUGAGGAUGAAGUCAACUCCACCCGAACUUUAUGGAUUGAGGGUGUGGGAAGGGAGGUUUCCCAAAGGAAAACUAAAGUGCUUUUACCAGAAGAAGAGACAGAUGCUGAGCAGAAGAAAAAAAAAAAAAAAAA